Molecule: messenger RNA, 1668 nt
Organism: Aspergillus piperis CBS 112811
Lineage: Eukaryota; Fungi; Ascomycota; Eurotiomycetes; Eurotiales; Aspergillaceae
Product: PQ loop repeat protein
Exons: 2
Coding region: 223-1383 (386 amino acids)
Biological process (GO): basic amino acid transmembrane export from vacuole
Cellular component (GO): fungal-type vacuole membrane
Source: RefSeq, a predicted model, not a curated record
GUCCAUUCUUGGUCUAGACUGAGAGGAGCUACCCCGGAUCGCCCCACGUGAUCUGCACCCUUCGCAGACUCUGCGAACGUCAUCGCCGGCCAUCUGCUUCAUUCCAUCAACGCGUCUUUGUUUGCUGUCGACCGAUUUUGCUUGCCGCUUUCUGUUUAGACUAUAGAGUAGAGCAUUGAUUGGGGAAACGCCCAAUCGCUCUCUCGUUCGCACAGCCCGGACAUGUUUCCCGCAGUCACCGGCAAUAUAGAUCUAGAGGCACUGAGUGGCAUAUGUGGAUCCAUCUCGAUUGCGUGCUGGGUUGUUGUCUUCUCUCCACAGAUCAUCGAAAAUUUCCGUCGCGGCUCCGCUGAUGGCCUGUCGCUUCUUUUCCUCAUCGUCUGGCUUGCCGGCGAUGUGUUCAACAUCCUGGGCGCCGUCCUGCAGGGCGUGCUGCCAACCAUGAUCAUUCUCGCAGUGUACUACACCCUAGCCGAUGUGGUGCUCCUAGCUCAAUGCUUCUACUACCGGGGAUUUACCCUGCGCGACGAGCCAUCCACGCCGCCGCGGCCUGCAUCUCCCAUCACGACAGAUGCCUACGACGAGGACACGGAGAUUCCCUCUCCUGUCGUGCCUCGGAAACCCACAGAGCACACCGCGUUGCUUUCCUCCAAACGCCGCAGUGCCUCUUACCAGGCUCCUCUGGACGCUCGCAGCCCAGCAUCAUCGGCAACAAUCACCCCUCAUCACCAACCCUUGCUCGCCCAUCGCCGUCACUCCGCCUCUUCAUUCCUUCACACAACCGUCGACGGAACUCACCUCUCCCCAGCGACUCCCCUCGUCGAACCAGCCAAGCAACCCCGUCCCCCUCGAACUCUGACCAUGCUUCAAGCGACCUUCUUCAACGGCUCGGCCAUCAUCCUCGUCUGUGCCGCCGGCAUUCUAGGCUGGUACAUCAGCCAGCAGUCAUCACUUUCCUCAGACAACAAUAACAACAACAACAAGCGCAAAGACAGCACCGACGACCUGAAAAUGGACACCCUAGGCCAAGUCUUCGGCUACCUCUGCGCAGUGCUAUACCUCGGAUCCCGUCUGCCCCAGAUCCUCCUCAACUACCGCCGCAAGUCAACAGACGGGGUAUCCUUACUCUUCUUCCUCUUCGCCUGUAUCGGUAAUCUGACCUACGUACUUUCCAUCCUGGCGUAUUCCCCUGUGUGUCAACGCCGACACCAUGGUCGGUGUCGAUCUGAUGAACUGGCGUCGCUGUAUGGUCGGUAUAUCCUGGUCAAUUUGUCUUGGUUGAUUGGAAGCUUUGGCACGUUAUUGUUGGAUAUGUGUAUUUUCAUCCAGUUCUUCUUGUAUCAGGAUGGAAAUGGAAGUGAGGUGGAUGCAGAGGCGAGAUGAAAACCCACUUGCUGUUGCUUAUAAGAUCUCUUCUUCUGUUUUUUUUUUAUUUCUUAUUUUUUUAUUAUUAUUUUAUUCUUGAUUUAUGUCUCUGGGAAGACAUAAAGAUGGAUUGGUGUUGGUGUUGGUGUUGGUGGUUGGGGAAUGAUUGAUUGAAUUGAAUUAUCAUAAAAGCACUUGCUUGCUUACUUGCUAUAUGGCCAGGUUGCUAUGACUAUGCUAGUCUUUACUACUUUGCUCAUUAAUUGGCGUGUUGACUGGAUUGGGGGUUCUUCAUGUAUAUAG